This is a messenger RNA of Schistocerca serialis cubense, 1875 nucleotides long. Its product is annotated as solute carrier family 22 member 7-like. Gene Ontology annotation, cellular component: membrane. Gene Ontology annotation, molecular function: transmembrane transporter activity. Bases 40 to 1809 code for a protein of 589 amino acids. The transcript is spliced from 10 exons. Lineage: Eukaryota; Metazoa; Arthropoda; Insecta; Orthoptera; Acrididae. Gene Ontology annotation, biological process: transmembrane transport. The record is from RefSeq and is a predicted model, not a curated record.
CUGUGUGCGACUCCCUUGAACAGACGUCUCUUUGCAGGGAUGGGGAAAGACAUCGGCAACGGCGAACUGCAAACAUUGGAGGAGAGGACUGGAAUCCAUGAAUGCAGUACAAAAACAAAGGCUUCUCCAGCAUUCGAAGAGGUCCUGGACGCCAUUGGGUCCAGGGGGAAGUUCCAGACGAGGCUGAACAUCGUCUUCGUUUGCUUUGCCUCAUGCUUCGACCUGAUGAGCGUCAACAUGUUCUACCUGGCUAUGCAGACUCCUGAUCACUGGUGCUACGUCCCUGGCAGGGAACUUUCCAACCUUUCAGUUGAGGAGUGGAAGAACCUCACCAUACCGAGGGAAGGAGCCUCGUUCAGCAAGUGCCUGAUGUACAACCGGAGUGAUGUGACUGACUUCGGCGGCAGCAGGGAACCUGUGAAGUGCCAGCACGGUUGGGAGUAUGACGACACGUGGUUCUCCCUGACGGUGACGUCACAGAUGAACUGGGUCUGCGACAACCGGCAGGCCGUCAAUGACGUCUUCUUCUACUCACAGAUUAUUGGAGUGGCCCUGGGGUUACUGUUUGGCUACAUUGGCGACAUGUACGGCCGACGCCCCCAGCAGCUGCUGUGCCUGUCAGCCCACGUGGUCAGCAGAGUGCUGGUCGUCCUCGCUCCACACGUGCUGCCGCUCUUCAUCCUGGCAGCAUCCCUCGUGUCAGCCGCAACUGGGCCCAUGGUAGAAUCGGUCUUGUCUGUUGGCUUGGAGCUGACUGACAUCAAGCACCGCACUGCGAUCAACUGCUACGCAUCCUGCAGCAUGGCCCUUGGAGUGAUGCUCGCUGGCUUGGAGCUGACUGACAUCAAGCACCGCACUGCGAUCAACUGCUACGCAUCCUGCAGCAUGGCCGCUGGAGUGGUGCUCGCUGGUCUGGUGUCUUGGGCGCUGCCCAAUUGGAACUAUUCCCUCUCGUUUGCCGCCCUCAGUUGUUUUGCGCUGUUCUUCUUCUUCAGUUGGUUCCCCGAGUCUCCACGCUGGCUGGCGUGCAGGGGUCGCGAGCAGGAGGCGCUGGCUGUUGUGCGUCGCAUAGCAGCCACCAACGGCUCCACGGUGCCUCCGUUCGCCCUGCAGGUGAUCCAGACCGUGGGCAAGAGCAAGACAGACAGGAGGGGCUUCCUCAGCAUCUUCUCCAGCUUUAACCUCGUCAGGAACACAACACUCCUCAUCAUUGCCAGGUCAGUGCACCUGCUGGCUAUCUACUCACUGGUGAUAGCCGUGAGCCGACUGAGUGCGAACCCUUUCCUGGGGAUAGUGGCGCAGGGGGCGGCCAAGCUGCCUGCCCACUUCAUGGUGAACUACUUUGCGGCGAGGUUCGGUCGCCGUUGGCCCAGUGUAGGGAGUGCACUGUUGGCUGCACUGGCCAGUCUCCUCAUCUUCUGCCUGCUGACUGAACACAUCGCGGGUGCAGCCAUCGUGAUGGCGACCAUGCUGAUGCAGUUCAGCGCCGUCGCCGGUAUGGGCAUGGCAAACCUGCAGAGCAUCGAGCUGCACCCCACCUGCCUCCGCCAGAUCGCAACGGGUGUCGAGUAUGCCAUUGCUGGAAUUUCCAUGUCUUCCCUGCCCUACCUGGCGCUGAUGAAUGACAAGCGACUUCCCUUCGCCAUCCUCUGUGCCCUCGAGCUGAUGGUAGCGUUUUCUGUGUCGUUCCUACCAGAAUCUGCAAUGCAGCGAUUGCCAGAGACGUUAAGGGAUGGUGCCGUCUUUGGCAGAGGGCAACCUUACUGGAGCUGGAAACCAAAACCACCUCUUCAGUACGCCACAGGAUAAAGGACUUCCAGAACUUCCUUAUAGUGUAGUUCUACACUGGUCAUAGAGUAGCAGCUGACAUGUUAA